AUCCAGUUCUAAUUUUGUCUUGCUGAAAUCUUGCCAAAGCACGAGGAGGUAACGUGAAUGUCGGCGUACGUGUGUGUGUGAGCUGUGGUUUGGCAGGCUGUGUUAUCUCCUGCCGUCCCACUGGGAGAGGACAGCCCAUCACCAACGUCCCAAUGAGUUCAAUAGAGGAGCAGAAAUAAAAUAAAAAUCAAGCAACGAGAGAAAUGGGAAAAUAGAAACAAGAGCGAAUAGAGAGAGAGCGAGUGAGAGAGAGUGAGGGAGAGAGCGAGGGAGAGAGAGAGAGAGAGAAAAAGCUCCAUAACUCCAGUGAUUCCCGGACUGGCUGGCAGUAAGCUUUGUACUCGGAUCUGCCCGCUCUGAUGGGGAUUUCAUGCUCGUGCAGCCAGUGUUGGGGAUCCUGAGGGCAACACAGGUUUCUGCUGCUGAUCACGGUCUCUUCGUUUCCAACAGCUCGACCAUAUGAGCCCACAGAGAUGAGAGUCAGGACAGCUAAUCUCAACCUACUACUGACGGCUAAUGGAACACCAACCAAUGACAGCCACUAGAAUCCAAAAAGGGAGCUAAAAGAAGAUCGAAUGAGAGCGUCCCACGAACGACUGGCAGAUAUGAGAGUGGUUCUGGUAUGUGGCCUCCUAUCCCUUCUCUCUUUGUCACAUGCAUGCCCAAAGGAGUGUAACUGCAACAGCAACACCAAGGUAGUAGACUGCCGGGGUAGAGGUCUAUAUGACAUCCCCCGACGACUGCAUCCAGACACCCAAGAACUGUAUCUCCAAGACAACCGCAUCAGGGGUCUGGGAUCAAUGGCUUUCCGAGAAAUACCACUUGUCCGCAUUCUCGAUCUAUCUAAUAACUCUAUAACAUUGGUUUCGCCAACUGCCCUGCUUGGUCUCAGAACUCUACAGCAUCUCAGCCUGGCCUCCAACAGCCUGAGAGAGCUCGACAAGCGGUUGCUCGGACCCAUCCACUCGCUUUCGCACCUUGACCUCUCACACAACAGCCUGUGGGGUUUGCCUGGAGCCAUAGGCGACAGUUUGAGGAACCUAAGCCACCUGGGGCUCGCACACAACAGGCUAACAAGAUUGGACCGCUCCUUGUUGGAGGCUCUGACCCGCCUGGACAGCCUCACACUACGAAAUAACCCAUGGAGGUGUGACUGCCAGCUCAUAGGCCUCAAACUCUGGCUGGAGACCUACCUCUAUAAAGGUGGCGUGGUGGAUGAGGUGCUUUGUUCCCAGCCAGAAGAAAUGAAGGAUAGAGACCUGCAGAAAGUACCUUACCAGCUCUUCCACUCCUGCAUGACCACGAGCUACCAUUACCUGUUUGCCAACAUACACCACUUGGAGAACGAGAGGCUACUGCGCGGCCACACCCAUGGCAACCAUGCUCAUCCCUCCAGCCAUGCCAUCCACGUCCCCAUGGCAAUGGGGGAGGGUUUCAGUGGUGGAGGAGGAGGCGGAGGAGGAGGGGGUUUGCCAGAGUGUGAACCUAAGCAGAGGCAGCGGCCUGUCAACUUGCGCCAUGCAAUCGCCACGGUGAUCAUCACUGGCGUAGUGUGUGGGAUUGUGUGCCUGAUGAUGCUCGUCGCCGCGGUGUACGGCUGCGCUUACGCCGCUAUCAUGGCCAAAUAUCAGCGGGAGCUUAAGAAGAACGAGGAGUCGGCAGCAGCAAAGCGGGCAGAUCAUGCUGCGGCUGAGAAGGAACCGCUGGAGAACGCCAUAGCCUAAGAGAUGAUAACGUGAACCCUGGACCUAAUUCCUGGUCCUCAACCCUUUAACUUAAUCUGCUCUGGAUGCCACGUGCGUGUUAGUGCAUGUGUGGGAAAAAAAAUGAAGGGUGUGAUUCUUUAUGUGUUGGAGUGUGUGUAUGUUCACUUCCUUUCUGAGACUUGGGUAGCUAAUCUUAAUUAGUAUUUGACUAUGCACUGAUAAGAAGAGUACCUUCUACUGUAUGCGGGUUUGUGGGGAAGGCCAAAGAAUCCAAAAGGAAUCAAUUCCAUUUUUUUUUGAGAAAUGCAUAUCACAGAUAAGAACAAGUUGCUAUAUAUUUAUAUUUGUGUACUUGUAGGUCUAAUAGUAAAGCUCUAGUAUCUUGAAAAUGGAUUUCAGAAUUAGCUGUCUUUUGGUUAUUCAUAAAACUUGAGUCUGAUUGAGGUAACUCGUAGUAAGCAGCUGCUGUCAGUUCAUUUCUGUUGUAAUAUUAUUAACGUGAGAGUGUGAGAACAAAGAUGAGAGUUUUGUGUCGGUAUUUGAUUUGUGCUUUAGUGUGCUUGUGGAGAUGUACACUGUAGUCACAAAUUUAUAAAGAAUUUAAGAGUUUGUGCCUAAAAACGUCAUAGUUUUGAGAAGUAUAUAUGUUUUCUUAAAGGAUAUUUUUCUGACAACACAAGUGAAGAUGGAAAUUUCACUUAAGCAAUAAUGACUCAAACUAAAACGAAAACAACAAAACCUGAACUCGGCAUUGUUGUUUUUCUUAAAACUUCCUAAAACUACAGCUUUAUAAGGAUUAAUGACUUCCUGCUGCACAAAGUCACACUUACAUACAGAUAUUUUUUAAAUUGACAGUUUUGGAGAUCAGUUGAGUCUUGUUUGUGAGUCAAUACUGAUUACAUAAGUGUAGUCAUGUCUUUCAAAAUGUAUUACAUAAAAUAAAAGGAAAUAUUUUACCUCACGACUAUAUGUCUACUGGCAACUACUUUAACAAGGCAUGCAUAAGUAUUUGGAGAAAGUAUCUUAAUCCUUCUAACGGAGUUCCCAGCAGACCCCAGAUAUAUAGUUUUUUUAAUUAAUAACACUUAUGUGUCAUUCAAAUUUUGUAUGGUCUGUUGAUGAAUUUAUUCUUAAUGACUGAUCAUUGUUUUCUUUGUUUGUUUACUAGGUGCUUUUUAAAUGACCAUUUUAAAUACCAAUGUAUUAAAGCACCUUAGUGCAGCCUUUGAUGUUUUAAUAGAUAAAAUGGAAUACAGCAA
Molecule: messenger RNA, 2965 nt
Organism: Gasterosteus aculeatus aculeatus (three-spined stickleback)
Lineage: Eukaryota; Metazoa; Chordata; Actinopteri; Perciformes; Gasterosteidae
Source: RefSeq, a predicted model, not a curated record